Molecule: messenger RNA, 1090 nt
Organism: Salmo salar (Atlantic salmon)
Lineage: Eukaryota; Metazoa; Chordata; Actinopteri; Salmoniformes; Salmonidae
Product: fucolectin
Source: RefSeq, a predicted model, not a curated record
AUGACUGCUGCUGUAACAUAUCAAAAUGUUGAAUAUGUCAAGGGGUAUGAAUACUUUCUGAAGGCACUGUUUUCCCCCCUAAUUCUUAUUGUGUCCCCCUCAGAGAAUCUAGCCUCCGGUGGAAUAGCAGUCCAUUCCUCCCAGUACGACAGCCACGGUGCUGCCAGCAAUGCCAUCGACAGGAAGCGUAACCCACUGUACCAUGCUGGCUCCUGCAGCCACACGGAGGCAGAGACCAACCCCUGGUGGAGAGUGGACCUAUUGGACACAUACCAAGUCACCUUUGUCACCAUCACCAACAGAGGGGACUGCUGUCUCCACAGGAUCAACGGGGCUGAGAUCCGCAUUGGAAACUCCCUGGAGAACAACGGCACGACCAAUCCACUGUGUGCUGUGAUCUCCGAGAUGAGAGAAGGGCAGCCAAUGGAUAUUCCAUGUAACAUUGUGUCCCUCCAUGUCACUAUCGUUCUCCCAGGCAGAGAGAAGUACCUGGCACUGUGCGAGGUAGAGGUGUACGGGGAAAGUGAUGACCCUAACCAAUCCGAAAUGACUCAUUUUACAGGAAAGUCCAAAUAAGGCCAGCAUACUACUAUGAUUAUUAUUAUUUGACCAUGCUGGUCAUUUAUGAACAUUUUAACAUCUUGACCAUGUUCUGUUAUAAUAUCCACCCUGCACAGCCAGAAGAGGACUGGCCACCCCUCAUAGCCUGGUUCCUCUCUAGGUUUCUUCCUAGGUUUUUGGCCUUUCUAGGGAGUUUUUCCUAGCCACCGUGCUUCUUUCACAUGCUUUGCUUGCUGUUUGGGGUUUUAGGCUGGGUUUCUGUACAGCACUUUGAGAUAUCAGCUGAUGUACGAAGGGCUAUAUAAAUAAAUUUGAUUUGAUUUAGUUACCAUCUAACUGCAUAAUUACAUCAGAAUCACAUAAUAUUUUGAGAAGUGUGGAGAAAGUCACUCACUAUUUCUUGUCAUAACCCAGUGGAACCUCAAAUUGUUUUCUUUGUUGAAGGCGGACGCUGUAUUAUAGCCAAAUUAUAAACAGUCAGAUUUGUAUUCAGGUGUGUAUUCUAUUAAUAAAGGCUUGUUACUGUGAA